Molecule: messenger RNA, 888 nt
Organism: Jaminaea rosea
Lineage: Eukaryota; Fungi; Basidiomycota; Exobasidiomycetes; Microstromatales
Product: glutathione S-transferase
Exons: 2
Coding region: 1-888 (295 amino acids)
Cellular component (GO): cytoplasm
Source: RefSeq, a predicted model, not a curated record
AUGUCAGCCCCCGCCAAAUCAAGCGCAGGGUAUCACCGCGCCUGCACCGGCCAAGCGCUCAGCACCGUUGAAUCCCACUCCACCCUCCCCUCCAAUGGCCUCACAAUCUUCGGCGCAGCCUUCUGUCCCUUUGUACACCGCGCAUGGAUCACCCUCGAGUACCUCGGCAUUCCCUACCGCUAUGUCGAAGUAGACCCUUACGAAAAGCCGCAGAUCCUCCUCGAGGUUAAUGCCAAAGGGCUCGUGCCAAGUCUGCGACUGGAAGAUCAGAAGAGUGGGAAAGUGCAAGGCUUAGGGGAGAGCACGGUCAUCAUGGAAUACCUGCACGAGCGAUACGUCGAGGAUGCAAAGUCGCCAAGCAAGCGUCUCCUGCCACCCAUGGACGGGAGUGAGGCCAAUGUCUACGCACGAGCCCAGGCUCGACUAGUCUCGCACCACCUCAACGGAAAACUCAUCCCGUCCUUUUAUCGCUUCCUCCAAGCGCAGGAGGCAGACAAGCAAGUCGAGUACGGAAAAGAGUUUACAGACGAGCUGCGAUGGCUUCAAGACCGACUGGAAGAGGCCGAUCGCAGCGAGGGAGCAGCCGGCGGACCCUUCUACGCUGGGCGCAAAGAGUUGGGUUGGGUCGACGUCAUGGUGGCCCCUUGGGUCUUCAGAGCAACAAAUGUGCUGCAACACUAUCGCUCGCUCGACUUGCAGUCCUCAGAGUUGUUCCCACCGGGGUCGCGAUACGACAAGUGGGCGCAGGCCAUCUUUGCUCAUCCGGCUUUCAAGGCUACCACGAGUACGGAGGAUCUCUACCUUGACUCGUAUGCGCGAUAUGCUGAGAAUAGGCCAAACACGAGUCAAGUGGCUAAUGCCAUCAACUCAGGACGCGGCCUCCCUUAA